Messenger RNA from Manis javanica (Malayan pangolin), 3555 nucleotides. NCBI's taxonomy places the organism in Eukaryota, Metazoa, Chordata, Mammalia, Pholidota, Manidae. The record is from RefSeq and is a predicted model, not a curated record.
CCUGCCUGAGCCAACCCAGGUGUGAGGGAGGGAGCCCAGGCAGGUGCCAGGAACAGGGUCCGGCCCAGCACUGAUCAGAGAAGGCUUUCCGGAAGAGGUGCCGCCCAAGUUUACGCCCUAGGGUGAGGGCAAGCCGGCUCUCAGCUAGUUCCUUUGCCAAGUGCUUUUGGCGCGUCUGCUCUCUGCUGGAGACAUCAGUGCGGACCCAUACACUGAAUUCCAUUGAAGGGAAAGCAAAGCAAUAAACAGAGCAUUCAGGUCAUGUUAGAACAUGGAAAGUGCUGUGCAGAAAACAAAACAGGCGCAUGGGAUGGAAUAACUGGGGCUGAGAAUAAUGAUGGAGGUGGGCUGAGAAGGGCUGCCUGGGAUCAGUGCCAGUACAGCGCUGUAGCUCCCACCCUCCCUGGCGCUGUCACUGACAAGAGGGAGGUAGUCUGGUAAAGAUCUGAGAGCAGAGGGACAGGCAAGUGCAAAGGUCCUGAGGCAGCAAAGUGCCAAGUGUCCCAGGACCUGGAAGAAUGCUUGCUGGGAUCCCGUGGGUUAGGGGCAUGAACAGAAGGGAGAUGACAGUCUCUCUGCAAUUACCUUUGACUCUGAUUUUGAGACGAUGUGGCUUACAUGUCUGCCGAGUUAGCCUCCAUCCUGUGGCCUUGCCCCCUCCACCCAUUCUGGACACCCAGUGCUUCACAGCUGGGCCGUUUGGAUCCCCAGGGAGGCUGGACCAGCUUUACGUGGUUUCUUCUUUCUUCCAGAAAGCAAAAAGGAAAAGUUUCCACAAACCUCCACCCACAUCACCAAAGUCACCAUACCACUCCAAGCCCAGAAAAGUGGCAUCCUGGCGAUCUCUGAGGACAGCAGAGAGCAUGCCUCUUGGUAACAGAAUGUCCCUGACCCCACAGAAGCUGUGGCUGGGAAGCUCAAAGCCAGGAAGUCUGACCCAACCGCUGCAGUCAGACCUCACCUUGGAGCGUGCAUGGAUCAGCCCCCCCGGCAGCUCUCCCGACUAUGUGACAGAAACUUGGAGGAUGAAGAGGUCAAAUCUCAGGCGGUCUGCCAGCAAUGGUCAUGUCCCUGGGACCCCCAUCUACAGAGAGAAAGAAGACAUGUAUGACGAGAUCAUUGAGUUGAAAAAGUCACUCCACGCACAGAAAGGCGACGUGGACCUGAUGAGGACGAAGCUCCGGCGCUUAGAAGAGGAAAACAGCCGGAAGGACCGGCAGAUCGAGCAGCUGUUGGAUGCCCCCCGGGGCCCAGAAUUCGUUCGCACUCUGGCGGAGAAGAGGCCCAAUUCUGGCUGGGUCGUCAGCGGGCUAAAGCAGAGGAUCCUCAAGCUGGAGCAGCAGUGCAAGGAGAAGGACAACACCAUCAGCAAACUGCAGACCGAUAUGAAGACCACUAACCUGGAGGAGAUGAGGAUUGCCAUGGAGACCUACUAUGAGGAGAUUCAUAGGCUGCAGACUCUCUUGGCAAGUUCUGAAACUACAGUAAAGAGGCCUCCAGCGGAGAAGAAAAUGGGCCUCAAAAGUCAGAAAAAAGUGAGCAGCGCCCUCCUGAGCCUGUCGCGUAGCGUUCAGGAGCUCACGGAGGAGAACCAGAGCCUGAAGGAGGACCUGGACCAUGUGCUGAGCAACUCCCCCACUGCCUCCAGGAUCAAGGGUUACAUGGAGUGGAGUAAGCCCCGGCUGCUUAGACGGAUCGCAGAGCUGGAAAAAAUCAGUUUGGUGGAAAGGCAAAAAUCACACACUUCAGAAGUGGUCAUGUCGAGCCCACCAGCUCAAUCUGCGUCCAGCUCUGCGGUGGACAGGCAGCCGAGGUUGGACCACCAGAGGGAGAGCGAACGCUUGCGGGGGGCUGUGAGGAACCUGAGGGCCGAGCGGAGCGUCCUCCAGGCGCAGCUGCAGGAGAGAGAUUUGGAAGUGAAGCAGCUACUACAGACAAAGGCAGACUUGCAGAAGGAGCUAGAAAAUGUGAAGGAAAAUGAGAAGGAGAGAAGAGCAAGAGAGGAGGCUUUGCGAGAAGAAAUUCAAACACUUACCAAGAAAUUUCAAGAACUAGAAGGAAAUAAGAAAGAAGAGAAGGAUGAGCCCAUGGAACUGAGCCCUGAGACUCCAGAACCCUGGCCCUCGCGUCCUGCCAGCAGGCCCUCCCCACAGGACUCGGGGCCGGACACGGGUGAGGGGGGCGCCCCCUGCACCCCCUCUGGCUGCUCCGACCAGAGGAGAGAUGCAGCUGCCCGGACCCUGCAGGCCAGGUGGAAGGCAUACAAGCACAAGAAAAAAAAGGCUGAUCUGGAUGAGGUGGCUGCUGCACUUCAGGCAGCCUUCAGGGGUCAUCUAGUGCGGGCGAAGCUGCUAUCAAGCAACGCCCGUGGUUCACAGAUUCCCAGCCUUCCCAACCAGAGCUCUCCUGCGCCCUGUGUUCCGAGUGCCAUCACCCAGGCCGAGGGUGAUGCGAGGCACGAGGAGGCUAUCACCAUGAUCCAGUCCGUCUUCCGGGCGCACCUAGUGCGGACCGGGCACAGCCCCAUCUGUCAAAGACGUGCUGCUGCAGCUCCUGCCAAGAAAACCUGUGCUCCAGCCACACCCAGCCAGCCCUGCUCCCCACCCUUCCUGGCAACCUGUCCUGGUAAGGAAGACAGUGAGGGGAGCAGCGGGGAGACGGCUGAGGGGCCAGCUACGGAGGAUGAAGCGCUGAGGCCAUGGGGACCGCGGAGGCUAGCAGCCCUCCAGUCCUGUUCGGCUGAGCCAGCACCCUUGGGGCUGCAGCCAGCCGUGCCCCCACCCACCGAGGACAUCAUCUCCGAUGACUCCGACGAGAUCAUAGUCGCUCCAGCGCUGUCUUCCAAGAAAAGUGCCUCCCGGUCCUAGACCCCUGGCCGUUGCCCCUCAUGUCGGUGUGGCUGGUGGGGGCCGCUAGGGUUAAGAGGACAAAGCUCAUUCCAGGGGACCUAACUAAAACAGGAAAGUGAUUUAUCUCGUUAGGAAAAGAGCAGUACCUUCUCCACACCACCAGCUCCGUGGGUUUCUCUGGUUUGCUCGCUGGCUGGUAUAAAACCCUGAACACCUGCAGGGGAUCUCUGGGAAGGGCCAGUGCUCGCCUCACUGCCUCACCUCUGGCUGGUUUUCAGCACAGGGCAUUGACCAGAACAGGGUCGCCAGAGCCCUGCAAAGACGUGCUGCUGAGGCCUGGGAAGGCCUGCCUUGUCGGGAGCCAGCACUGAGGUCACCCACUGCCUACCCUCGUGGACUUUUGUCUAGCCAGGUCAAGCUGGACAUGCCAAGCCGUGCGUUUUGGAAGAGGCGAGAUAGGCCUGCAGUGGGGGCAGGGCUCCCUCGUCCCCAGGACAGACGCUGGUGACUUCAGGGUCCAAAAUGAGGGCAUGUCCUGGCUCCCCGCUCCCACCAUCAUCGUCCCUGCUCCCUGCAUCCCCAGGAGCUCCUGGGCCCAGGAAGGGUCUGUGGGAGUCUAUUGUUGGGUAUAUGAAGUCUUUUAAAAAUACCAGAUUAUGCACAGAACCCAAGAAUGGACUAAUAGUUACCAAAGGGAAAGGGACUG